CUUGUGCCAGUUAGGAAUGACUGACAGAAGAAUCUCGUGUAUUCACGCGAGAUGUCUUGUGGAAUAGUGGGCGCGAAUUCGGUAAGUCUGGUGGUCGUUCCCGUCAGCCGUUUGUUGAGUUCGCCAUCUAAGUUUCAUUUCCCCUAAAAUUAGGCUAAGUGCCCAAGAUGUCAAAAAGGAAAAACACCUCCGUUGUUGACCACCAGUCCACCAAACGCACCAAACCUGUGCAGGAUGAAGAAGGCGAAGAUUUGAAAGUUUAUGAUAGCGACCACGAUGAUCAUGUGCCGUGUGCCGGUGAGGUGGUGAGUGAUGCAGGGAUUGUGGAGAGCAUCACACUGAAGAACUUCAUGUGCCACUCGCUUCUCGGCCCGUUCACUUUUGGCUCCAAUGUCAACUUUGUUGUCGGCAAGAAUGGAAGUGGAAAGAGUGCCAUACUGACAGCUCUCAUAGUUGCCCUGGGUGGGAAUGCAUUGGCCACAAACAGAGGAUCAUCUCUCAAAGGUUUUGUGAAGGAGGGAGAAAGUUCAGCUGAUGUAUCGAUCACCCUGCGUAACAAAGGAAAGGAUGCAUACAAACCUGAGGUGUAUGGUCAGUCCGUCAUUAUCGACCUGAGAAUAACACGAGAGGGGCUGAGAACAUAUAAACUGAAGAGCAAAUCAGGUCAUCUUGUCUCAAACAAAAAGGAAGAUCUCCUGUCCAUCUUGGACAAUUUCAAUAUUCAGGUCAACAAUCCUGUGUCCGUUCUCACUCAAGAAAUGAGCAAAUACUUCUUACAUUCUAAAGGAGAGGGGGACAAAUAUAAGUUUUUUAUGAAAGCUACCCAGCUGGAGCAGAUGAGAGAGGACUUUGUCUACAUCAAAACCACCAAGAGUAUCACAGAGGAGAAAGUUGAACAACAUGGUGAAUGCUUGAAAGACUUGAAGCGGAAGUACUUGGAGAAGGAGGACCGUUACAAGAGCCUGGCGUCACUUGAAGAAAUGCAUAAAAAACUGCAGGAGUUGCAGAAUCAAAUGGCUUGGGCCCUGGUGGCUGAGUUGGAGAAGGAUUUGGAGCCAAUGAAGGAGAAGCUGCAGUCAGACAGACGUGCUACAGAGAAAUUUGAUGAGAAGGUGGAUGAAUGGAAGAAUAAGGUGGAGGAGGCCGAGAGGAAGCAAAAGCAGAGCCAGGAACAGCUGGAUAAGAUCAUGCAGCAGCUCUCAGAGCUCCAAUCCAAAUGUACUGAGCUCAAGACCGAGGUCCAGAGACGAAAUACCAUUUUAAAAUCCAGCGAGGUCACGGUCCACAGAUGCAAGGCUAACCUGAGGGACCUGGAAAAGGACAAGGUCCAGCUGUCUUCAAGGAUACAUGAUCUCAAUCUGAUCAUCAGUCAGACAACAGGAGCAGAAAGCCAGGCCAGGGUUGAGCAUAUGGAGCAGAUACAGGCCGAGCUGGACAACCUGAUGCACCACAUCUCUACUCUGGACCAGCAGAUUGACCAGUAUCAGCUUGCCUGCAGCCGUGCCAAGGAGGAGCAGGGAAAGAUGAGGAGAGAGCAUGAAAUGCUCCAGAGGUCCAUUGAAACCAACAGAAGGAACCUGCAUACUAUGGAGAGCAGUCGGUCCAAUCGCCUGCGGCGUUUUGGAGAGCAGAUGCCCGCACUCCUCAGUGCCAUCGAGGACGCCCACAGAAAGGGCCAGUUCAAACACAAACCACGAGGACCUCUGGGUUACCACAUUAGUCUGAAGGACCCCGAACUCGCACUGGCUAUAGAGGUAUGUCUUAAAGGCCAGCUGCAGGCCUUCACUUGCGAUAACCAUGGAGAUGAGAGGGUGCUACAGGGACUCAUGUCCAAAGUGUUCCCACCUGGUCGUAGACCUGCCAUCAUCACCAGCCAUUUUCUUCCUUCUGUCCAUGACACAAGAAAGAGGGCAGUGAAUCACCCCGAAUACCCCUCCGUGCUGCAAGCUCUAGAUAUUGAUGACCCUGUUGUGGCCAACUGCCUGAUUGAUCAAAGGGGUAUAGAGAGCAUUCUACUCAUUAAGAAUCGUACAGAGGCUCGGCGAGUGAUGCAGGGCAGAAACCCUCCUCAGAACUGUACCCAGGCCUUCUCUAAGGACGGAGAUCAGAUAUUCAUCAACCGCAGUUACACUGCUGAGCUUUCCAGAGCCAAGUACCUCUCAGGAGAUGUUGAGGAGGAGAUCAGGCACCUGCACAGGGAUGUGGAGAACCAGAAAGCUCAAGCAAAUCGCUUCCAGCAACAGAUGAGAAAGUUAGAUGAAGACAUCAAACAGAAUGAAGGGCUGCUGAGAAGAACCCACAUAGAACAGAACACCACCAAAGACAAGGCCACAAAACUACAGCUGGAGCUGACUGACCUGAAAAACGUGGAAGAGCCUCAGUCAGAGGACCUCAGGCCCCUGGAGGAAGAUCUUCAGGAGAUUAUUGCCAAGAUUUCCUCCAAGCGUGUCGAGUGUGAUAAGGCACAAGCUCAAAUGGCUGAGCACAAGACCUUUUAUGAGAAGGCAGAGCGAGAGUACAAGCAGCACAAAGAGCAGAUCCACACAGUCGCCGAGGAAGCAGAUUCAACAAAGGAGGAGCUGAGUAGAACCGAUCAGGAGGUGAUGAGGUGCAAGCAUCACAAGAAACACUAUGACGGGAAACGAAGUGCCCAUCUCCAGAACAUAAAGACCCUCGAAGCCAAUCUGGCUAGCAAGGAGCAGGAACUUCAGACAUCUAUAGCCAAGGCCACCGAAAUCUGUCCAGAGCGCCUGGAGGUUCGACGGACAGCAAGGAGUCUGGACAGUGAGAUCAGCCGCAUCAAGGUUAAGAUCACGACCCAGCAGGAGCAACAGGGGGACCGGGAGGAGGUUGUGAGGCAGUAUAGAGAGGCUCUGGCUAACUACAAGAACAUGGCACAGCAAAUGAAGAACCUCAACAGCUUCAUCAGAAGUCUGGACAGUGUUAUGAACCAAAGGCUCCAGGUUUACGCUGACCUCAGGAGGUUCCUCUCGGCCCGCUGUAAAUACUAUUUUGAUAGCAUGUUGGCCCAGAGAAGCUACACUGGAAGUAUGACCUUUGACCACAAGAAUGAAACCCUCUCCAUCUCAGUGCAGCCUGGCCAAGGAAACAAGGCUGACUUGAGUGACAUGCGCUGCCUGUCCGGAGGCGAGCGCUCCUUUUCCACUGUUUGCUUUGUUCUCUCUCUUUGGGCCAUCACGGAGGCGCCUUUCCGCUGUCUUGACGAGUUUGAUGUUUACAUGGACAUGGUGAACAGAAGGAUAUCAAUGGACAUGAUGCUGAAGGUGGCUGCCGGUCAGCGAUACAGACAGUUCAUUUUCCUCACCCCACAGAGCAUGAGAUCUCUUCCUGAGACCAAAAUCAUUCGCAUCCUCCGCCUUGAAGAUCCAGACCGUGGCCAAAACAACACACAAAGAAACGGAGACGAGGACGAGUAGUGUUGCCAGUUUACUCGAGGGAAGUGGUCCGUCUGUUACUGUAUCUGUGUUAAGGAGUUGAGCUAAUGAGACCACUAGCAGGCGCUGAGACCCUCCGCUGGUCUGACUCCAGGACGUGGGGUCGUGUUCUGAUUCUCUUCUUCUGGGAAAUUAAAGGCAGUGCAGCCACACUGACUGACUUCUGUCUGUGUUCUCAAGCAGUUACAGCUGCUCAAUGUUCUGCUUAGUAAGAACUUAAAUGGUUAGUUAAGUUAAUUCAUGGACCAAUACGUUGGUGUAAGUACGGUUGCAUUGAGGGGCAGAGCACAAGGAGUACCAGUACACCAGUGUGACAGUAUUUUUCUGUCCCUUGCAAACUUAACUGUUAAAUGGCACAUUGAAAGAAUUAAUGAUGCCAUUGUAAGCUAUAUUUAUUGUUCUUGUUCUUGUGGUUUUUUAUGCAUUAAAGCAUAUUUUUCAGGAUUGUA
This is a messenger RNA of Scatophagus argus, 3904 nucleotides long. It is a transcript of the gene smc6, whose product is annotated as Structural maintenance of chromosomes protein 6-like. Gene Ontology annotation, biological process: double-strand break repair via homologous recombination. Gene Ontology annotation, molecular function: damaged DNA binding; single-stranded DNA binding. Lineage: Eukaryota; Metazoa; Chordata; Actinopteri; Scatophagidae. The coding region runs from base 168 to 3437 and encodes 1089 amino acids. Gene Ontology annotation, cellular component: site of double-strand break; nucleus; Smc5-Smc6 complex. The record is from RefSeq and is a predicted model, not a curated record. The transcript is spliced from 27 exons.